GUUGGCUCUUAACUGUGCAAAAUAACAGUUUGUUUAUAUUUUGGGAUUUAUGUCAUCUAGUGAUGUGUUAUUUAAUCGCAGAUAAGGCAAAUAGUCUUGUAUUGCUUCGCAUGUAUAGGGUUUAGGUAGCGGUUGCAUUUGUAUAUCGUGAUCUUCAGCUCCAAAGGGAAUUACAUUAGCUAUAUAAUAGUGCAAAUAAUGGAGCAUAUUUCUGCGGGAGACAAUGUGCUACUCUUGUGGGCUGGACAACCCGACGCCAAAAUGUUGACCAGUUUUUUGACUAAAGCCCAACACGCCUCAGGAAAAGAUGUUAAUGUGGAAAACGUGGAAGUGUAUGAGACACGCAGAGACAGCUUCGAAGUUGUAUUUGUUGGUGCGGUUAGUCCGAGAAUGGCUGUAACUUUUGACGACUGGAUAAAGAUUUAUGAAUCGCUCAAGCCUUCGGGUAAGAUUGUACUUACGGGCAAAUGUGAUGCCUCAGCUUUAAGACAGCUGAAGUUGAUGGGUUUUGUGAACAUCAGUGGCGUCCAAGAGGUCGACGGGGCUUUACAGGUUACCGGUGAAAGGCCAAACUUCAAGUCGGGAUCAAGAGUGCAGUUGAAAAUUGAUGCGGGUAAUUUAAGCAACGGUUCGGCCGAAAAUACGAGAAAAAUAUGGAUGCUAGAUGCUGACGAUAAAGAUGAUAUAGUCGAUGAAGACGCAUUACUCGAGGAAGAAGAUAAACAGAAACCAAACAAUGCCGAUCUCAAGUGUGCAACAACAGGGAAGAAAAAAGCCUGCAAAAACUGUACCUGUGGGCUGGCUGAAGAGCUCGAUAAGGAGGCACAAAUGAGGAAGGCCGCCAUUGAGCAACCGAAAAGUUCCUGUGGCAGCUGUUACCUUGGAGACGCUUUUAGGUGUGCAUCUUGCCCGUAUCGUGGUUUACCUGCGUUCAAACCCGGAGAGAGGGUUCAGCUUGAUCCUGACCUAUUAAAACAGGACGCCUAAGUUGUUCUAGAUUCGCCGAGGCUAGCAAGUCGAUACACGCGCCUAUUUCUAAUGUUUAUCUAUAUUUUCUCCGUAUUUAUGUUCCAUAGAUAGAGACAUUGAGAGCCCAGUGUAUCGAUCUGGAGGGCGCAAAAUACCAGAAAUAUUUGUAUCAUUGUAUUCUUGUAUCAUUGUAUAUCAUAUAUGCUGGGAAACCAACA
Varroa destructor (honeybee mite) is the source of this 1187-nucleotide messenger RNA. RefSeq names its product cytokine induced apoptosis inhibitor 1 (gene CIAPIN1). Gene Ontology annotation, biological process: iron-sulfur cluster assembly. Lineage: Eukaryota; Metazoa; Arthropoda; Arachnida; Mesostigmata; Varroidae. Gene Ontology annotation, cellular component: cytoplasm. The record is from RefSeq and is a predicted model, not a curated record. Gene Ontology annotation, molecular function: iron-sulfur cluster binding.